AUGCAGUGGUGGAAGGUGACCCUGCUGGGGGUGGGGCUCGCUGCCCUGUUCGGUCUGGGGAUCAUCGUGGGGCACUUUGCCAUCCCCAAGAAGGACGAGCCCACCUCCAGCCCCUUGCAGGACCUGGAUCAGGAACUGCUGGGGACCGUCAUGAGUCAGCUGGACGCCAACAGGAUCCAGGAGAACCUUCGGUGGUUCAAAUUUGACCCGGCCCCUUUCCCCACAGUGAAUCCCGGGGGAACCAUUCUCUUCUCUGCCCGGCGGAGCGAGGAGAACCUUACUGGGGAGCAGGGAGACCCAGAGGUGGUACAGCCCUACGCCGCUUACAAACCAAGAAUCUCAGGCCCCUGCUCCAGCUGUCCCCUGAUGUCCAGUCCCAUCUGGACUCCCAAAGAGUCCCAACAGCUGAGCCCUCCCACCAACCCCAGCCGCGUUCAAGGGGAGCUCCGGACCACAUGGGCCCAGCCUGAACCAGACCGUGUUCCCACCCGCCUGCAGCAGUUCCUCCGCCUCCUGUGCACCUCCUCCAGGCACCAUGUCUUGGCCGGGCUGGCCCUCCCUCAGUUUCCUGUAACACGGGGGGCUCCGGGUCUGACCUCCAGCCUUUGUCUCCUCAGUAACCUCCGCGGGCCUGUGGCGCCCGCCGCCUGGCAGGGCGCCCUGGGAUGCCAGUACAGGCUGGGGCCGGGUUUCCUGGACAGCGGCCGUUUCCCCCCGGACAGUCAGGUGAACGUCACCGUCCACAACCGGGUAGAACUGAGGAAUUCCUCCAACGUCCUGGGCGUCAUCCGCGGGGCCGUGGAGCCUGACCGCUACGUCCUGUACGGGAACCACCGGGACAGCUGGGUGCACGGGGCUGUUGACCCCAGCAGCGGCACGGCUGUGCUCUUGGAGAUCUCCAGGGUGCUGGGGACCUUGGUGAAGAAGGGAAAGUGGCGCCCCCGCCGGUCAGUCGUGUUUGCAAGCUGGGGGGCCGAGGAGUUCGGCCUCAUUGGCUCCACUGAAUUCACAGAAGAGUUCUUCACCAAGUUGCAGGAGCGGGCCGUGGCUUACAUCAACGUGGACAUUGCCGUGUUUAUACAUGUCGGGGCUACGGGCCGGGGUCUCCCGGGGGAUCCCGCCCAGAGUGUCAUCUUCUCUGCAGCAAAACAGGUCCCAGCACCAGAGAACAGCGCCCUGACCGUGUACGACCGCUGGCUCCGACAUAGCAACCGAAGCAGCCCCGCUCAUGGAGUCAUUCCCAGCCUGGGCUCUCUGGGCUCUGGGAGCGACUACGCCGCCUUCCUGCACUUCCUGGGAAUCACCUCGAUGGACAUCGCCUACACCUACGACCGGAGCAAAACUUCGGCCCGGAUCUACCCCACCUACCACACGGCCUUUGACACUUUCCAGUAUGUGGAGAGGUUCCUGGACCCUGGCUUCAUCAGCCACCAGGCCGUGGCCCGCACGGCCGCCAACGCCCUGCUCCGGCUCAGUGACAGCCUCCUGCUGCCCCUCAACGUCAGCGACUACAGCGAGACCCUCCGCAGCUUCCUCCAGGCUGCCCAGGACACCCUGGGGCCCCUCCUCACUCAGCCCGGCAUCAGUCUGGGGCCUCUGGUUUCAGCGGUCGGGAGGUUUGAACAGGCAGCAGCUGCCCUGCACCAGCGCAUCGAGACCCUCAAGAAUAACCCGUCAGACCCCCUGAAGGUCCGGAUGGUGAACGACCAGCUCAUGCUCUUGGAACGAGCUUUCCUGAACCCUCGAGCCUUCCCUGAAAAAUACUAUUACAGCCACGUGCUCUGGGCCCCCCGAACAUCCUCCGUGCCCACGUUCCCGGGCUUGGCCAAUGCCUGUGAGGAGGCCUCCAAGACCCCACAUGACCCCGAGGCUUGGGCCAAGGUGAGGAAGCAGCUCAGCAUCGCUGUGAUGGCUGUGGAGGGGGCCGCCGCCACCCUGGAGCCCGUGGCCUGACUUCGGA
Molecule: messenger RNA, 1960 nt
Organism: Sarcophilus harrisii (Tasmanian devil)
Lineage: Eukaryota; Metazoa; Chordata; Mammalia; Dasyuromorphia; Dasyuridae
Gene: NAALADL1
Product: N-acetylated alpha-linked acidic dipeptidase like 1
Exons: 15
Coding region: 1-1953 (650 amino acids)
Molecular function (GO): carboxypeptidase activity
Source: RefSeq, a predicted model, not a curated record